AUGAGCUCAAAAGUAUACUAUUCUUUCUACAUACGUUGCCAUGUCAAAGUCGAAGGAAACUUCUUUACCACAGGCGAGAGCACUCAGGGGGAGAGUGCAACGGUGAUCGCAAAAGAAGUCUUCAUGUGUUCGAGUCGUCUUCAUGUGUUCGAGUCGUCUGAUGGUCUUGGCAGUGGAUGUCAUUGGUUCGAUGACACAAACUCAAGAAAUCUCUCAACUUCUUCACAGAUCGUGAAACGAAUAUAG
Peronospora belbahrii is the source of this 246-nucleotide messenger RNA. The record is from the annotation of a GenBank genome assembly. Lineage: Eukaryota; Oomycota; Peronosporomycetes; Peronosporales; Peronosporaceae.